Molecule: messenger RNA, 586 nt
Organism: Centruroides sculpturatus (bark scorpion)
Lineage: Eukaryota; Metazoa; Arthropoda; Arachnida; Scorpiones; Buthidae
Product: sodium-dependent noradrenaline transporter-like
Exons: 4
Coding region: 1-315 (104 amino acids)
Cellular component (GO): membrane
Source: RefSeq, a predicted model, not a curated record
AUGAAGCACAUCGGCAAUUAUGCUCAUUACGGAUGGUCAGUCGAUAUGGCAGUCAUUAUUUCAGCAAUAGUAGACGAGACACCUUUAGAAUACCAUAACUAUCGUUUUCCUAAAUGGUCAGUGGCAUUAGGAUGGGGAUUUGGAUUAUCUUCGGUGGCUGUCAUACCUAUCAUUGCCAUCUUCAAGUUACUUUUCACACCUGGAUCUUGCGCAAGGAGAAUUGCCUAUAAUAUUACGCCUGAAGAACAACAUAAAUAUCUCGAAGAAGACAAAACCGUAAAGAGAUUUGAGUGGAAGCAUUGGAUCCACGUAUAAAAUGAAAGAUCUAGAAAAUAAUCCUAAUCUAUAAAACUACAAAUAGAAUCAAAAUGAUGAUAUAUAUAAUUUUAUUGUUGUAUUAUCGUGCCAAUUAAGUGUACAGAUGAAGAUACUUAUAUUAACGAAACUAUUCCAGAAAGAAUGCAAAGAGAAUUAUAUGUUGUUGAAAAUACAAAUAGUUUUCGAGGGCCAUCUUAUAAUAAAUAAUUGAUUUCUAUGUUAGAAUUAAUUAGAAGACAAGCCGAAAGUCUUGUACGCCUAAUGUAUC